Mya arenaria is the source of this 1899-nucleotide messenger RNA. RefSeq lists its product as uncharacterized. The transcript is spliced from 10 exons. NCBI's taxonomy places the organism in Eukaryota, Metazoa, Mollusca, Bivalvia, Myida, Myidae. The record is from RefSeq and is a predicted model, not a curated record. The coding region runs from base 1 to 1899 and encodes 632 amino acids.
AUGGCCGAGGAGUUCCGAAUGUCCAAGUUGGCCCUUGCUCUGGAGCGCAGACGAUGCCGCCGAAACGGGCAGUGCACGCGUCCCACGACACUGCCAGGCGCACGAGGGGUCGGGAUCCUGAUUCGGCAAAAGUUAGAGAGUGUGUACUCAAAUCAUUUUGGAAGAACGCCAGUUUCCACACCAUUUGCAUCACAAGAGUUAGACGAGUCGUGUGAAGUUGAUUAUGAAGUCGACAACGAUGAUAUUGACACAACUGGCGGGAUAUUGGAAGGACGUGUGAGGGAUUAUAUUUUGCAGCAAGAAAUCGUUGAUGAAGAUACAGACAGCGAUGGCAAUGGAGAGGCUGAAUUAGAUGAAAGCGAUAUUGAAGUGGCUGAAUAUUGUGCGCUUACAGAUAUAAAGAAAGUGUGUAAAUAUGGAUACGACCGCGCCACGGCAACAACUAAGAAAGGAAAAAAGAGGCAACGGAUGCGUUAUACAUUUAAAUUUAAUGGGUCCAUUGUUUGCAGGAUAACAUUUCACCUCUGCUAUGACAUAGGAAGAAGUGCCUUACAAGGUCUAAUGGCGCACAUGGCAACAAAUGGGAUCGUUCCAAGGACCCAUGGAAACACUGGAAGACGGCCCAAGCACGCACUAACGUUUGACGAUGUGCAGCGCGUGGUAAAGUUUUUCCUGAACUAUGCAGAACGUGAGGGGUUACCAAUGCCUGCAGCUCCAAGAGGGCGAGACAAUAUUCCACCAACUUAUCUCCCUGCAAGCGAAACGAAACUGAAGACAUUCAAGGAAUAUGAGAAACAGGCUGUAGAGGCUCCCAUUCGAUGUGUGAAGCUGACCGCCUUCAAGACAAUUUGGUCGACAUGUGUACCCCAUAUCAAAAUCGCAUCUCCGCGUGACGACGUCUGUGCUACAUGCGAAAAAAUCAGGAAACGCGUGAUGGACGCUGUCGAGGAAGAUGACAAAAAUGAAGCGGCGGAUGCAUACAGCGCUCAUAUAACGAAGGCACAACAGGAACGGGAGUUGUACAAUGACUGUAUACGUCGCAGUACGGAGACGCGUCACACCGCUGAAUGUGAGCGGUACCACCAUUUCACGUUUGACUUUGCCGAAAGUGUUAGCCUGCCGCAUUACUACAGACAAAUGGGGCCCUUAUUCUUCUUGUCCCUUCGGAAGAUCAGUAUAUUUGGAUUCCGAAUAGAUGGCGACCCACACCAGCUGAAUUUCCUCAUCGACGAGAACGAGGCCAAGGGGAAAGACGGUUCGAAAUCACACGGACCAGAUGCCGUCAUUUCAAUGAUAGACUGGGCCCUUCAAAACUACGGCGGCCAAUCAACGUCUUGCUCCAUCCACGCCGAUAAUUGUACAGGUUUGAAUAAGAAUAAGUAUCUCGUGGGCUACUUCAUGUGGAGAGUCAUGACCGGACAGCACAGUACCAUUGAGUAUCUUAUGCAAAUAAUAGGACAUGCAAAAUGCCUCGUGGAUAGUGGGUUUGGAAAUGCGAAGCGAUUGUACAGGAGAACGGACUGUGAAAGCCUGGAUCAGCUGGAGGACGUUGUGAACAAAUUCUCAUAUUCUAACACAGCGGUUCGUUAUCCAGCAUGGUCUUGGAGAAACUUGAAAGGCUUCCUUGGCGAUCAUUUCAAAGCACUCAAUGGAAUAAGGAAGUACCAGUACUUUCGAUUUUCGUCCACUGAGCCUGUAAGAACGUCGCGAGAUGCAGAGGAGGACACGCAGAACGUUCUAAAGGAUCCUGCCUUCCGGUUCGAGACCCAAGCCCGACCGGAUGUUGUUCAAGCUGCAGGAUUUAGCCAUCCCCGACAAGAAUCAUUAUAUAAAUGCGUCCGACAAUACGUUCGGCCUCCGUACCAGGACAUUUUAUGCCCCGUACCAAACACUUUAUAG